AUUCUGUUUAUCCGAUAACUGCAUCAGCUGUCAAAUUCAUCGACAUUAUUGCAGAUAUUUAAUUGAAUCAUUGGUAAAUUAACAUAACUCUUACAUUUGUCAUCAUUACACUAGGGGUAUCGAUGACUCGAUUGUUUUCUAUUAAUGAAUUCAACUUACUUGUUUUAUAUUUAAUCAUUGUUUCUGAAUUUUCUAAUCAAACAAUUAUUGACCUAAAAUAUUAAUAAAAAGUUAUUAAAUAUUUUCACUAAAGUACUAUAGAAAGUUAACGAUAAAUAGUAAAAAAACGUUCGAGGAGUUUAAUGAAGUGUAUCAAGUGUACUUAAGUAAGUUAUACUAAGUUAACUUCCUCUAACUUAUCACUGACAUAAUUGCAUAAAUUCAUUGAAUUUGUAGUCAAUUUGGAAUGCAGGCAUGGCUGCCAGUGGAGGUGGGAGUUUCAUAAGUAAACCUGUACGAGGAUGGUUACACCCAGACAAUUUAAUAAGCAAGGAAGGCAUCACUUAUGCCGUUAAGUAUAUUGGAUGCCUUGAAGUCUAUACCUCUAUGAAAAGUUUGGACUUCGAAACAAGAUCAUGUGUUGCCAAAGAAUGCAUAAGUCGAGUAUGCGAAGCUGCAGGUAUAAAGUCUGCUGAUAAAAAAAGAAGAGUUGGUCGUAGAGUCUUGAAAGCAAUUGCUAACAAACCUUGCAUGGAACAUGCAGGAGAAAACAUUAAUUUAACCAUAAGCAGUACCAGUUUAUCUCUUACAAGUCUUGAUACUGAUCAAAUUAUUGCAAAACACGGAAUGCCGCGAAUUUCUUUUGCCUCAGGAGGAGACACUGAAAUUCUUGACUUCGUAGCUUACGUCGCCAAGGAUAUGCAAGAAUGGAGAGCUUGUUAUGUUCUCGAGUGCGGUGGGGGGCUUGCACAAGAUGUUAUUUCUACAAUUGGACAAGCUUUUGAACUUAGGUUUAAAGAAUUUCUCACAAAACCUACGUCAUUACAUCCUGUAUUAAAUGGAAUACGAGAACCAGAAAGAGAUUAUUAUAACGAUUUACCCGGAAAAAUUCCACCGGAUAUUGGACCACCGCCAGUUCCUCCACUUCCAAUGACAGCAUCGACUUUACCUAAUUUAAAAUAUCAUCAUUCAAGUCAAAAUCAUGUAGGGAAUAGUAUGCAGUCAACUUCCUCAGAUCCGUUCCCCAGUAAUCGAAGUAGACAUGCUUCAACAGCUCAACAAUGGCCAGAGACGGGUAAUUUAAUUGACUUAAGCUCAGAUGGAGCAACAUCUUUACCACCACCUCAACCAGAGCAUAAUUAUGUAAACGACACAGUUAUUGCCGCUAAUAGAGAUUGUAGAAAAGAUCCUUCUUCAAUGUUUGAUGUAUUUGAUAUGCAGCCAUUUAGCACAGCAAUUUCAGAGAUGAACAAAUUAAGUCCAAGAUCUCAAAAACAACAAUUAAAAUUAGAGGUUUGGUAUCAUGGGAGUGUCAGUCGGUCUGAAGCAGAAGCAAUGCUUACAAAAGACGGGGAUUUCUUGGUUCGAGAAUCUCAAGGUUCUCCAGGUCAAUAUGUUUUAACAGGAAUGAAUAAUGGAACUCCAAAGCAUUUAUUACUAAUUGAUCCUGAAGGAGUAGUUCGUACAAAGGAUCGUAUUUUUGAUAGUGUCAGUCAUUUAGUAAAUCACCACUGCGACAACGCCUUGCCAAUUAUUUCCGCCGAUAGUGCUCUAGUACUUCGAUAUCCAGUACCGAAACGCACAGAAUUUUGAUUUUAAUUUUAAAGCCAAAAUUUGCUCGCUGGUGGCCAAUAGAAGUAUAAAUUUAAAGAAUUGUGUUAAAAUUUAUAAAAUAUUGGAUGUUGAUUUAAAUGUUUGUGUUAAAUCA
This is a messenger RNA of Chelonus insularis, 1867 nucleotides long. It is a transcript of the gene Shc, whose product is annotated as SHC-adaptor protein. The coding region runs from base 415 to 1752 and encodes 445 amino acids. Gene Ontology annotation, molecular function: receptor tyrosine kinase binding. The transcript is spliced from 9 exons. Gene Ontology annotation, biological process: cell surface receptor protein tyrosine kinase signaling pathway; intracellular signal transduction. The record is from RefSeq and is a predicted model, not a curated record. Lineage: Eukaryota; Metazoa; Arthropoda; Insecta; Hymenoptera; Braconidae. Gene Ontology annotation, cellular component: plasma membrane.